Messenger RNA from Ipomoea triloba (trilobed morning glory), 2094 nucleotides. Its product is annotated as protein FAR1-RELATED SEQUENCE 5-like. The record is from RefSeq and is a predicted model, not a curated record. Bases 1 to 2094 code for a protein of 697 amino acids. Gene Ontology annotation, biological process: regulation of DNA-templated transcription. Lineage: Eukaryota; Viridiplantae; Streptophyta; Magnoliopsida; Solanales; Convolvulaceae. The transcript has 6 exons. Gene Ontology annotation, molecular function: zinc ion binding.
AUGGAGUUUGUUGAUGGAGUUUGCACAGACACUGGUGCUGUUGCAGCAUCAUUUUGUGAUGAUGAAGGUUUGUCAGGGGGGAGUGGUGGGUCCAAUGAGUGUGUCAUGAAUCUCUCCCCUAGAGGGAUAAAAUAUUGGAUUCCGAGUUGUGACGAAGCUAGGCAGCCCUUUGUUGGUCAACGGUUUAGCAAGUUGGAUGAUGGCAUUGACUUCUAUGUCCAGUAUGCUUGUAUGGUUGGGUUUGAUGUUCGUCGUAGCACUGAAACAAAGGAUAGGAUGGAGUUGUCUAAGCCAUUCAUGAGGGUUAAUCGUAAGUUGUCUGUGGGCCAUCAAAGCUUUGUUGCUAAUUGUGCAAGAGCGAAUAUAGGUCCGAUCAAAUCCUUCAAGCUUUAUAAGCAAAUGGUGGGGGAUUUUGUUGAUGUUGGAGCCACUGGUGUAGACUUCCAGAAUUUUAAGCGGGAUUUAAUGGCGUAUAUUAGCGGGGGGGAUACACAAUUGAUUGUUGAAAAGUUCCUUCAAAAGAAGGAGUUGGUAAUAGUGGCCCUUGUUGGGCCGUUACUGUCAAUUCUGUCCCGGUUAAACAGUGCUCUGUAUAAUCUUGUGUUUGUUCCAUUUACUGGCAUGGAUAAUCACAAGAAAUCAGUGACGUUUGCAGCGGGGUUGAUUGCAAAGGAGGAUGUUGACUCAUAUGUUUGGUUGCUUGAUAAUUUCAAGCGAGCUAUGGGCCACGAGCCGACAUACGUUGUCACCGAUCAAGACUCAUCUUUACGUGUAGCUGCGCCAAGUGUUUUCAAAUCUGCACGGCAUCGAUUUUGUAUGUGGCAUAUUAUGACGAAGGUUGGUGACAAGGUUCGGGCGGUGCUUGCCAAUGAUCAGCCUUUCCGUAGGGAUCUUAAUGCUAUUGUGUGGGAUGAGUGUAUAACGAUUGAGCAGUUUGAGUCUAAAUGGAUUCAGCUUAUGGAGGUGCAUGGCCUUGGUGAGCAUAGGUGGCUUCAGUUGAUGUUUGAGUUGCGUGCAUUUUGGAUUCCUGCCUUCUUUCGGGACUUACCUAUGAGUGGGUUGGUGCGGACUACAUCUCGGUCCGAAUCCCAGAAUAGUUCAUUUGGGGGCUGUACUAAUUGCCAUGCAAGCUUAGUGGAGUUUUUUAUUCACUUCGAAGGUGCGAUUGAUACUCAAAGGCAUAAGCAGGCUAAGCUCGAUGCUGCAUGUGAGGGGUAUUUGCCUGUGGUUAAGACGCCUUUGCCUAUUGAGCGUUAUGCUGCUUCUGUUUAUACCAUUACUAUUUUCUAUGACGUGCAGGCAGAGAUUGUUGCUGGUUGCUUUGAGUGCCGUGUUUUGUCAGUUUCGAUGGAUGGUGAUGUAAAACGCGUUGAAGUAGAGGGGGCAAAUGGUGUUGUGUGUGUUGUUGUCUUUCAUAUGUCUGAAACUACUGCUUCUUGUUCAUGUCGGAUGUUUGAGCGUGUUGGGUUGCUUUGUAGGCAUAUUUUCCUUGUUUUCAAGGAUGCUCGUGUGGACUCCAUUCCGGACUGCUACAUUGUCUCUCGCUGGACACGUGAUGCGUACAAACGACCUAUUUAUGAUAUAGAUGGUGUGCACGAUGGGUCUGCUUUUCGUGGGAACUCCAAAAAGGGCGCCAUGAAGGAGGUUUGGAAUGACUUUUAUAGUUGCAUUGCACUUGCUGGAGAUAAUUCGGAUCGUGUAUUGGAGUUGUCUCGUAUUUUGAGGGAGUUGAAACUGUCAUUUGUGGAUGCGGACAGUACUUUGGGUUCAUCGGUGGGUAAGUCUAGGGUUAUUCGUUCCUUUGGUGGUGUGCUUGCGUCUUCAGAGAUUGUUAUCCAACCUCCUACUGUUGCUAAGAAUAAGGGAUCUGGGAAGCGGUACAAAACUUCAAAAGAGCUUGCUAUGGAGAAAGCUGCGCAGUUCACUCGCGAGUGCGCCACAUGCCAUAAAUGCAAUGGCCAUGACAGCCGUAACUGCCCAUUAAAUCCUAAAUCUAAGUCAAAUGUCCAAGCAAAGUUGAAGGCGAAGGCAAAGUUCAAGGCCAAGGCGUAUUUUACAUUGUUUACAUGUUAUUGUUGGGAGUUAUUUUACUAG